AUGACGAACUCUUGUGGCUGCCUUUGUGGCUGCUCGAGUCAUGACUCUGACCUUGGUGGUGUGGAUGGCCAAACUGCGUCGCCAUCUAUGCGCAUCGACGUCCACACCCACAUCAUGCCACCUGAACUGCCAAGCUUCCCACCUUUGGAUGAGGAUGUUUCGAGCGAUAGGAGCCACGAAUGGAUCACGCUGAGACCACACAAUGACCAAAAACCUCGGACGAACGGCAUCAGUAACCCCAAAACACCUAAGAAAGUCGACAUGUACGUAGGUGAUCGGUUCUUCAGAACAGUGGAAGCCAAUUGCUACGACCCUGAGUUACGCAUUAAAGAAAUGGACGCGACUGGAAUCGAUGUGCAAGUCCUGAGCACGGUCCCAAUUCUGUUUUCUUAUGACAAGCCAGCGAAACAGGCCGCCUCCAUGGCCAGAUAUCUGAACGAUCAUAUCGCUUCCGUAUGUCAGGAAUAUCCUCAGCGGUUUAUGGGACUGGCAACAGUUCCUUUGCAAGAUGUCGACGCCUCAAUCGCGGAACUGCACCGUGCAAAAAAGGACCUGUGUUUAAAUGGCGUGGAGAUCGGGGCUGAAAUCAACGGGCGGAGCCUGGACAGCGCGGAGUUCGAACCAUUCUGGACGGCAUGCGAGGAGCUAGAUUUUCCCAUUUUUGUGCACCCCUUAGGGUACGAGUGGGAAAAGGAGAAGACGAGCCGGUGGAAGCCGUAUUGGUCUGCAUGGUUGAUAGGCAUGCCAAGUGAGACGGCUCUCGCAAUUCAUGCAAUUCUCUCUUCCGGCGUGUUAGUCACCCAUCCAAGGCUACGUUUCUGCUUUGCGCACGCCGGCGGAAGCUACCUACCACUGCUGGGCCGCAUUCAACACGGCUACAACUGCCGGCCGGACCUUGUGGCACAUAGCGCGCAGGGCGUCUCACCAGCAGACUUCUUUAAGCAGCACCAGUCUAACAUCUGGCUGGAUAGCCUGAUGCAUGACGCCGACCUGGUGGAGUAUAUCUGCAGGAAAAUCGGCGUAGGAAGGAUUGUCUUGGGCAGUGACUAUCCGUUUCCGCUGGGGGAGAUGCCGCAGCCUGGGGAGCUACUAUCCACAGAUUCGCAGAUUCAGAAAUUUUUGUGCGCGACGAGUAGAGAGCGCAUUAUGUCGAAAAAUGUACUAGAUUUCUUGGGCAUAGAUAAGAUACCUGCCUAG
Messenger RNA from Aspergillus oryzae RIB40, 1197 nucleotides. RefSeq names its product amidohydrolase family protein. Bases 1 to 1197 code for a protein of 398 amino acids. The transcript is spliced from 2 exons. Gene Ontology annotation, molecular function: hydrolase activity; carboxy-lyase activity. Gene Ontology annotation, cellular component: cytosol; cytoplasm. Gene Ontology annotation, biological process: secondary metabolic process. Lineage: Eukaryota; Fungi; Ascomycota; Eurotiomycetes; Eurotiales; Aspergillaceae. The record is from RefSeq and is a predicted model, not a curated record.